AUGGCUCGUACUAAGCAGACGGCCCGCAAGUCCACCGGCGGCAAGGCGCCGCGCAAGCAGCUGGCCACCAAGGCCGCCCGCAAGAGCGCGCCGGCCACCGGCGGCGUCAAGAAGCCGCACCGCUACCGGCCCGGCACCGUGGCGCUGCGCGAGAUCCGCCGCUACCAGAAGUCCACCGAGCUGCUGAUCCGCAAGCUGCCGUUCCAGCGCCUGGUGCGCGAGAUCGCGCAGGACUUCAAGACCGACCUGCGCUUCCAGAGCUCGGCGGUCAUGGCGCUGCAGGAGGCGAGCGAGGCCUACCUGGUGGGGCUGUUCGAGGACACCAACCUGUGCGCCAUCCACGCCAAGCGCGUCACCAUCAUGCCCAAGGACAUCCAGCUGGCGCGCCGCAUCCGCGGGGAGAGGGCAUAAGCAGUUGAAGUUCGGCCCACUGUGAAUAACCCAAAGGCUCUUUUCAGAGCCACCAAAUUGUUUCACGGGAAGUUGCUGUAACAAGUUCGGAGUUAGGUGCCAAUUUAGAAGAAAUGUCGGUUACUGCUAAGCUGCGGCUAACUGCAGAUCCAGUAGCCCAGCAAGGCCUGUCAACACCACAAUAUUGUGAUAAUGAAUAUUCGUCUUUUUGGAAAUAAUUAGUCCAAGGUCUUAUACCCUAAAUUCAUCAUCACUUAGGACUUCUAUUUAGUUUUUUUUUUUUUUUAAUUUUCCCUCAGACUUUAGUGACUAUUCUUUAAUGUAUCAAGUCUGUUAU
Messenger RNA from Sciurus carolinensis (gray squirrel), 748 nucleotides. Its product is annotated as histone H3. The transcript has a single exon. Gene Ontology annotation, cellular component: nucleosome. The record is from RefSeq and is a predicted model, not a curated record. Gene Ontology annotation, molecular function: protein heterodimerization activity; DNA binding; structural constituent of chromatin. Bases 1 to 411 code for a protein of 136 amino acids. NCBI's taxonomy places the organism in Eukaryota, Metazoa, Chordata, Mammalia, Rodentia, Sciuridae.